Molecule: messenger RNA, 2351 nt
Organism: Sesamum indicum (sesame)
Lineage: Eukaryota; Viridiplantae; Streptophyta; Magnoliopsida; Lamiales; Pedaliaceae
Source: RefSeq, a predicted model, not a curated record
UUUAUAUUAUUUACAUAAUUUUGCCUUAAUUUUGAACUAUUUCCCUUUCUUGCUUGAAUUCUCUGCACAGAAGAAGCUCAUGGGUGGAAAGGGGCUGCUUCUGCGAUUCAUCUGAUCCGUCAAAUGAUGCUGUUUUCUUGUUUCGUCAAAUUCUCAGAAUGCGCCCGCAGCCUUGUGUUUUUGAGUUUAAUAAACUAUUGACCUCUAUUGUCAAGAUGAAAAAACUACAAUUGGCUGUUAUUCGUAGAGGAUUUGCUGCAAACAAGAGAGAUGAUGCUGUUUUCCUGUUUCGUCAAAUGCUCAGAAUGCGCCCACAGCCUUCUGUUGUUCAAUUCACCAAACUGUUGAAUGUUGUUGUCAAGAUGAAACAAUACCGUGUUGCCCUUGAUGUAUUCGACGAAAUGCGUCAAUCGGGUGCCCCUGUAGACGAGUAUACAUUGAAUAUCGUGGUUAAUUGCCAUUGCCUUCUCAAUCGAGUAGACUUUGGAUUUGCUAUCUUGGGCAGCUUCUUCAAGUGCGGUUACAAGCCAAAUGUCACUACUUUCACCACACUUAUAAAAGGGCUCCUUUUAGGUGAUAAAGUCGGCGAGGCAGAAAAAUUAUUCAAAAAGUUAUUGAGGCUGAAACUCUGUGAACCUGAUGAAGUUACUAUUCUUACUGUGAUAAAUGGGCUAUGCAAAGCUGGACACACUCUCACUGCAUAUGAUUUGCUUCGGUUAUUUGAAAAGACAAGCUUCAAACCUAAUGUUAAAACUUAUAGCACAGUAAUUGAUAGUUUGUGCAAGGAUCGUAUGGUUGAUGAUGCGCUCCAGCUCCUAGCCAAAAUGAUUGACAAGGGCAUUUCACCCGAUAUUGUCACAUAUAAUUCUAUACUUCAGGGUUUGUGCAAUUUCGGUAGAUGGAAAGAGGCGAAAGACUUAAUUACUAAAAUGGUGGAUUACAAGAUAUCUCUAAACGUGAUUACUUUCAGUAUAUUGGUAGAUGCAUUUUGCAAGGAAGGACUGGUCAAAGAAGCUGAAGAUGUUGUUGAAAUUAUGAUGCAAAGAAACAUUUCUCCUGAUGUUGUCACGUACACUACUCUCGUAGAUGGUUACAGCUUGGUUGGGCAAAUUGAUAAAGCAAGAAAACUACUUGAUUCCAUGCUAGGUAGGGGCUUGAAGCCUUCUAUCAUGAGCUAUAAUAGCUUGAUCAAUGGAUAUUGCAAGAAGGGAAAGUUAGAGGAAGCUUGGCGCCUUUUCCUCGAAGUUCCUCAUAAAGGGUUAGAUUACGAUGUCAUUAUAUAUACCACCAUGCUACGUGGAUUAUUUCGUGCAGGUAGAUGUGCUCAUGGAUUGAAGCUUUUUAAAGAUAUGCAAGCUCAGCAGCUAAUUCCCAAUUUAGUAACUUACAGUACCUUGUUGAAUGGCUUGUGCAUGAAUAAGCAGAUUGGUGAAGCAUUUUCAUUACUACAGAUAAUGGAAGAGAAAGGUGUUAACCCUGAUAUAACCACAUAUGGUAUACUCAUCCAUGGAUUGUGCAAGGAUGGAAAACUUGAGAUUGCAAGAAAUCUUUUCAAUGGCCUUCCUUCGAAAGGUUUGCAACCCAGCGUUCAGAUAUAUACAACCAUUAUUGGUUCACUUUGUCAAGAAGGACUUACAGAGGAAGCAAAAUGUUUGUUUAAAGAAAUGGAAAAAAGUGGUUGUGCACCCGAUAGUGUGACUUACUGUGUUAUAAUCAGGGGGUUGCUUAAUAGGAACGACCUUUCUGAGGCAAAGACAUUCUUGGAUGAAAUGUGUAGACGAGGACUCUCAAGUAUCACUUUGAAGCCGUGAAUAUCAAUUUCGGCGUUGUUGCUCAUUAGAAAGGCGAGGUUACCAAUAUACCACCAAAUAAAUAAAAACAAGUUUGUUGCUGAAAAAUCUGUUUCAACGACAUUGCAUUCAUCUGACAUGUGAAACAUUGUGUUGGAGGGUAAUGAUGCUGAUUGUUUGAGGUAUUUUGGUAGCACCAGUUUCAGCAUGAAGCAUCUGGUUUACAUUGUUUGGCCUGGAAGUUCCUGAUGCUAUGUGCCGUAUACUGAAUCAUUUAUUAUGUUUUAUAUGUACUUGUCGCAUUACAGUGAUGUAUUGGUUACGAUAAUUCUCACUUUCAAUGAGACAAUUUGUUGAAGUGUAGGCCACAUCUUGAUUUUAUAUGCAUUCGUGUUAAUGCAAUCUCAGUGAGUCUCCUGGUGUUGAUGAGGUCUGGAUUGGCAUUCUUCAUCUUUGUUAUCUGAGAGAGUCUCCUGGUGUUGAUGAGGUCUGGAUUUGAGUUUGUUAUGUGUAAAAACAAAGGAUGCCAGCUGAGGAGAUAUGAUAUCUUGUGAUUAGAGG